AUGGCUGUGGUAAGGGCAAGACUGACAUGUGACUUACAAUCAAUAUUUAGUUCUUUCAGCCGAUGCUUCUUUAAGAGAAAGAACGUACACAGUGUGUUUGAUACAGAAUUGGGUAGCAGCAAAUUUCGACAGUUCAGCGUUUACACAGUAGAACAUUGCAGGCACCGUCUGCUUCAAAGUUUCUUCUCAGGUGGGGGUCGGUCCCUUCUGAGAGCCUACCUCAGCAACAAGAUGCCCCUACCAAGCAGAGCACGUGUCUACGCUGACAUUAACACACACAAGCCCAGGGAAUAUUGGGAUUAUGAAUCCCAUGUUGUGGAUUGGGGAAACCAAGAUGAUUAUCAGGUAGUUCGAAAACUCGGCAGAGGAAAGUACAGCGAGGUAUUUGAGGCUGUCAACGUCACAAACAAUGAGAAAUGUGUGAUAAAGAUUUUAAAGCCAGUAAAAAAGAAGAAAAUCAAAAGAGAAAUCAAGAUUUUAGAAAACCUCAGGGGAGGCACCAAUGUCAUUACAUUGAUGGCGAUAGUCAAAGACCCAGUGUCGCGGACUCCAGCCCUUAUAUUCGAGCAUGUAAAUAACACUGACUUCAAGCAAUUGUACCAAACUUUCAUAGACUACGAUAUACGUUUCUACCUGUAUGAGCUGCUAAAGGCGCUGGAUUACUGCCACAGUAUGGGAAUUAUGCACCGGGACGUCAAGCCUCACAAUGUGAUGAUUGACCAUGAAAACAAGAAGCUUCGUCUGAUUGACUGGGGUUUAGCAGAAUUCUACCAUCAAGGCAUGGAGUACAACGUCCGGGUUGCAUCCAGAUACUUCAAAGGGCCAGAACUGUUGUUAGAUUAUCAGAUGUACGACUAUUCCUUAGACAUGUGGAGCCUGGGUUGCAUGUUUGCCAGCAUGAUUUUCCGAAAGGAACCCUUCUUUCAUGGCCACGACAAUUAUGACCAGCUGGUUAGGAUUGCCAAAGUGUUGGGUACAGACGAUCUAUACGCCUACAUUGAGAAAUACCAGAUUGAUCUGGAUCCAAGGUUUAAUGACAUCUUAGGGAGGCAUUCAAGGAAACGCUGGGAGAGAUUUGUUCACAGUGAGAACCAACACCUGGUCAGUCCAGAGGCACUGGAUUUCCUGGACAAACUUCUCAGAUAUGACCAUAAUGACCGCCUCACAGCAAGAGAUGCCAUGGACCAUCCUUAUUUCUACCCCAUAGUGAAAGAGCAAGGGCGAAUGUCCAACAUUGCCGGACACACCUCACCCACUUCAGCCAGCCCAGCUGCAGGACAGAUAGGAGGCUCGUCAGUGACAAGUACCAUCAGCUCAUCCAGUUCUCCCGCCACAUCUUCCAACCUGGCCAACCUGCCAAACAACUCAACAGCACCUGCCCUGGGGUAA
Messenger RNA from Candidula unifasciata, 1389 nucleotides. NCBI's taxonomy places the organism in Eukaryota, Metazoa, Mollusca, Gastropoda, Stylommatophora, Geomitridae. The record is from the annotation of a GenBank genome assembly.